AUGUCUGUCGCCAGCUGCUAUGCGGACGCGGUUCUGGGUCCGGACGCGGAGGACGUGUACGGCGCUCGCUUCAUGCAGCCUCCCCCGCACGCGACGGCCCCUAGCAGGCCGCCAGGCGCCGGCGACCACCACGCCGACUUUUCCUCUUGCAACUUCGCCCCCAAAUCCGCCGUCUUCUCCGCGUCGUGGCCGCCGGUCCACCCGCAGGGGAUCUACCACCACCACCACCACCACCACCCUUUCGCGCACCAAACGGACCCGAGAUGCGUCGGGGCGCGACCCUGGAUGGACCCGGUCCCCAACCACGUCCCUCGCUUCGCCGGAUUCCCUCCCGCCCGACGCGCGCCGUGCGCCCGGAAGUCGGAGCUUUCCCCGCCGAAGAUCAGCGACAACCAGCCGGGCCAGGAGGCUGGAACUCGGGCUGUCGCCGGGGACCUUCCCGAAGCUCCGGAAAGGGCGCAGGGUGGAAGCGAGCCUUCCAUCCCCAGCGAGCCCAAAGACGAGAAACAAGUUGACCCGAGCAACCCGGCGGCCAACUGGAUCCACGCGCGCUCCAGUCGGAAGAAGCGCUGUCCCUACACCAAAUAUCAGACUCUGGAGCUGGAGAAGGAGUUCCUGUACAACAUGUACCUGAGCCGGGACCGCCGCUUCGAGGUGGCCCGCAUCCUCAGCCUGAGCGAGAGGCAAGUCAAGAUCUGGUUCCAGAACCGCAGGAUGAAAAUGAAGAAGAUGAACCGAGAAAGAGGCGGCAAGGAGCAAUUAUAG
Molecule: messenger RNA, 765 nt
Organism: Phycodurus eques (leafy seadragon)
Lineage: Eukaryota; Metazoa; Chordata; Actinopteri; Syngnathiformes; Syngnathidae
Gene: hoxd9a
Product: homeobox D9a
Exons: 2
Coding region: 1-765 (254 amino acids)
Biological process (GO): regulation of transcription by RNA polymerase II; DNA-templated transcription; proximal/distal pattern formation
Cellular component (GO): nucleus
Molecular function (GO): RNA polymerase II cis-regulatory region sequence-specific DNA binding; DNA-binding transcription factor activity, RNA polymerase II-specific
Source: RefSeq, a predicted model, not a curated record